AUGAACUCUCUUGCCGGAAAGGUCACCACUGGGCAGAAGACUCUUCGCUCCGCGUGCGAUUUAUGUCACCAAGGAAAGGUCAAAUGCGGCGGAGGAACCCCGUGUGAAGGAUGUGACAAGCUCGGAGUCAGGUGUAUAUACAGCACUUCCAAUCGCACAGGGCGUCCGAAGGGGGUAAAAAACAAGAAAACACUCGAGCGGAUCAAACAACUUCGUGCGGCAAACUUUGAAGAUAAUGAAGACGAGAAUAGCCAAUGUGUACGUGUGCUUGAAGAAAGUCUGUCCAACGCUCCGGUGAGCAUUUUCACUAAUCUUUGCCGGAAGAUCACGUCGGUCCAAAACAAUCGUCGGCCCUCGGCAGCAAAGAGCGGAGAUGAAGCAGGCGAAAGUUCACCUGCGAAACCGUUCAGUCAAUCUUCAAACCUGACAGAUCAAGACGAUACCCCAAGUCAUCUUUGGAGCUUUCUUUCGAUGCGCGAUGCCGGCCAAUCAGAAUCAGAUUUCACGCCCUUUGAUUCUAGCAUAAGCGACCCAACAGCCUCUCCUACCUCUCUUCCAUCAAAUUAUCUUGAUAUGUCCAACUAUACCCCCCCUGACAUAUCUUGGAUUGACUCUCUUCUUGCCGCCCCGGAUGCCACACCCCAGUACUCCGACCUUAGUGAUAUACAAAAGAGUGCAAAAUUAGCAGACCCCAUUAAUUCGGGAUGCGUUCCCGAGCAAGUUUCGGUCAACUAUUCCACGCCAGGAAGCCUCCCGCCUUUUGCGUGUAACUGUGUCAAGAAGUUAGCAGAUCAGCUCUCCAAGUUCAAAACACUCAGUCAUUCAAGGCAUCUCCUUCAGCCAGAUUUUGUGCUUACAAUAGCUAGAGAUGCUCUUGUUGAUUGGCAAAUGCAUCUCUCGUGUCAGAGCUGUCACAUAAGCUAUGACAAGGAUGUUUUGGUGCUGUCCGUAAUGACUCUUCGUGCAUUACUCAACUUAAUCAAAACUGCCGGACAGCAGUCGGCUCCCAGUGAUGCCGAACUGAGACCUCCAAUCCAAGAUCCCUCAUCCCCAGAUUUCAACCCCGACUAUACCUUUUUAGGGACAUAUCGACUGGCUCGCGAGGAGAAACGUCUCGUUGUUGAUCUACUUCUACAAAGAACCCUCAAAAGCCUCAACCAUAUGACCGAACAACUGAGACUAAAAAGCUUGCGAAUCGCAGGGACUGUCUCGAAAAAGGGUAGCAUGUCCAGUCAUUCGUCCCGGUCUCAAAGCUCUAUAUCAACUCCAAGCGCCAGUACAAGUAUAUUUCCCGAUCUAGAAGAUCGUAUCAUUGUUAAUGAGCAGACCCAAAGUUUCAAUAUCACAGCCGAUACUAUGAUGCUAGACGAGGACGACAAUUAUUUGCAGGAGUCUUUACAGAACUCGAUGAUGACAAUUGAGGCACUCAUGGCGAAAACACAUAUUCCCCAUUUGAAUUAUGAUUUAAAGGAUUCUGAACUGAUCACAUCACGAAAGUAG
Molecule: messenger RNA, 1500 nt
Organism: Penicillium angulare
Lineage: Eukaryota; Fungi; Ascomycota; Eurotiomycetes; Eurotiales; Aspergillaceae
Product: Zn(II)2Cys6 transcription factor domain-containing protein
Exons: 2
Coding region: 1-1500 (499 amino acids)
Biological process (GO): positive regulation of transcription by RNA polymerase II
Cellular component (GO): nucleus
Molecular function (GO): sequence-specific DNA binding; DNA-binding transcription factor activity, RNA polymerase II-specific; zinc ion binding
Source: RefSeq, a predicted model, not a curated record